Tinamus guttatus (white-throated tinamou) is the source of this 1175-nucleotide messenger RNA. The record is from RefSeq and is a predicted model, not a curated record. Lineage: Eukaryota; Metazoa; Chordata; Aves; Tinamiformes; Tinamidae.
AUGGACACGCUGCCCUUUGGGGGGGACACUGGUGUGGGCAAGUCAAGCAUUGUGUGGAGAUUUGUAGAAGACAGCUUUGAUCCCAACAUCAAUCCAACAAUAGGAGCCUCAUUUAUGACCAAAACUGUACAGUAUCAAAAUGAGUUGCAUAAAUUCCUAAUUUGGGAUACAGCUGGACAGGAGAGGUUCCGUGCUUUAGCCCCAAUGUACUACAGAGGAUCAGCUGCAGCCAUUAUAGUUUAUGACAUCACGAAAGAGGAAACUUUCUCAACGUUAAAGAACUGGGUGAAAGAACUUCGACAACAUGGACCUCCAAACAUUGUUGUAGCUAUUGCAGGAAAUAAGUGCGAUCUUAAUGACGUAAGAGAAGUCAUGGAAAAAGAUGCUAAAGACUAUGCAGAUUCUAUCCAUGCAAUAUUUGUAGAGACAAGUGCGAAAAAUGCAAUAAACAUUAAUGAACUCUUUAUAGAAAUUAGUCGUAGAAUUCCAUCAACUGACACCAACCCCCCACUUAGUGGUAAGGGCUUCAAGCUUAGAAGACAGCCAUCGGUGACAAAACGCAGCUGCUGUUGACUGAUUCCUUAGAAAAUCAGACUUGUUUAUACAGUAGGUGGUCUUGGAAGUUAAUAGUUCAUGUUGGGUUUAUAUUAUCAGUCUUAGAUCUUUAUCUGCUGGUGUUCUUACACCCAAGGUCCCACAAAAGAGGACCAGUUCAUCUGACAUCUGUAUGCUCGCAGAAGAGACUGCAAUCAUAAUGUCAGCCUGUUUACUUACAAAAUGUGUAGUAGUAUCUCUUGUAUUCAAAGGGAAUCCAUCAUCACUUUUUUGGCCUUGCUUGAAAGGAAGGUGACUAUAUGGAUGGUAGAAAUGAAAUGUUUAAUAGUUUUGUAAUCAAGAUUCUAUGUUUUUUGUAAAAAGGGAUAUGAGCACUUUUGUCGGACUUGGGGGUGGGAGGAAUCUGUUGAAAUUUGAGUCAGUCGGAUGGCAUUUCUUCCUUUUCUUCAGUGAGCCUUAUUUUAAAUGUAACUGUAGCUAAUCCAAAGUAUAAUGGGACAGUUGGCUUGCGGUGGCUACGAAAUAAGCAACUGAAGACAUGAUGAGCAAAUCAGUCCAUCCAGUCCCCAAAUCCCAUUUGCACUUUUUAUUUAAAGAUAUUAUGUGGGGCAGGGGGAACA